Molecule: messenger RNA, 6651 nt
Organism: Seriola aureovittata
Lineage: Eukaryota; Metazoa; Chordata; Actinopteri; Carangiformes; Carangidae
Gene: asxl2
Product: ASXL transcriptional regulator 2
Exons: 12
Coding region: 126-3740 (1204 amino acids)
Biological process (GO): animal organ morphogenesis; positive regulation of transcription by RNA polymerase II
Cellular component (GO): PR-DUB complex
Molecular function (GO): DNA binding; peroxisome proliferator activated receptor binding; chromatin binding
Source: RefSeq, a predicted model, not a curated record
CGGAGUCACAUGACUCUUUACAGUAAGUCCAACAUGGCAGACGGAGUGGAUCUUACGCGGUAACUAAAGCAACAUUUCAACCGAAACAGACAAAUUCAACACUACUCUGCAACAAGGCAUCCACAAUGAGGGAGAGACAGAAGAAAAAGAAGGGGAGGACGUGGGCGGAAGCCGCUAAAACGGUUUUGGAGAAAUACCCUAACACGCCUAUGAGCCAUAAAGAGAUCUUGCAGGUGAUCCAAAGAGAAAGGCUUAAAGAAAUAAGUGGAACCUCGCCGCUGGCAUGUCUGAAUGCAAUGCUGCACACAAACUCUCGUGGCGAGGAGGGGAUCUUCUACAAAGUUCCAGGCAGAAUGGGAGUCUAUACAUUAAAGAAGGACAUCUCAGAUGUGGCAAAGGAGCUGUCUGAGGAGGGCUCUGAGGAGAGUAGUGACAAUCUCUCUGACUCCCGAAGCACAGAAAACAACAGCAAUGCCAUCACUCAAGAGGGGAGGAGAGGAAGGUGGAUGCGGAGAGUUCCCUCCAAGCUGCAGUCGCAGCCGUCGUCUCCGCAGCCUCGAUGUUCGUCGCCUUCUGUUCCCACCAGUAAGCUCAUCUCUCCCUCGCAGAAACACAGCAAGAAAGCUUUGAAACAGGCCUUAAAGCAGCAGCAGCAGAGAAACCAGCGCAGACAGGGGGGGAUGCCAACCACCUCCAGUCCCAGACUGCUUCUGAAAACCAUCAAAGAUAUGGCUGACAACAUUACUACAAAGACUGACUUAUGCCAUCAAGUCGUACCCAGGAAAGUCUCCCAGAGGGCAGGUCGCCUUAGUGCAGGGCAGAUAAAACGGACAAAGUGUAAAAUAGAUGUGGAGACUCCAGACUCUAUUUUGGUGAACACCAACCUGCGGGCCAUCAUCAACAAGCACACCUUCUCAGUCCUGCCCCCAGACUGCCAGCAGAGGCUGCUCAAACUUCUGCCAGAAGUUGACCGGCAGGCUUGCAUGGACGGCCUUCUCAAGGUCACUAGUUCUGCCUUAAACAAUGAGUUCUUCACAUCAGCAGCACAAUCUUGGAAAGAGAGACUGGCUGAGGGGGAGUUCACUCCUGAGUUGCAGCUACGAAUGCGUCAAGAAGUUGAGAAGGAAAAGAAAGUUGAGCACUGGAAGGAGGCCUUCUUUGAAAACUACUAUGGUGAAAAUUCUGGGCUCAGCUAUGAGGAAUCCAAAGAGCUGACAAAGACUGAUCAGAAUCAGGAGUCUGUCAGGCCCCAGUCUCCCCGUCAUCAGACAGGACCUGCCGCUCAAGCACCAGAGGAAACCAAGGGCACAAAAGACAGCAGACAAACUGAUGCCGCUGCUAAAGACAUGAAGCCAACGCAGACAUCAUCGCAGGAGCCGCUGAAGGCACCGCCUGCUCAAAAAGAGCCAGUCUCCACCACAGAGCCCAUGAAGACGCGGCGCUCGCAGUACCAUGAGGAUCGCAAGUUGAACACAGUGGUACAGACUGAGCCAACACCUGCAGUGAGAGCACCAGAGGUGGAGAGGCGGAUUGAACGAGGUGCAGCAGGUUCACUGCCUGAUAAGGAGCAUAAAGAGGAAUUGAAGGAGGAAAAAACUGAACUCCCCCAGUCGCCUGUGAAGAAGAGCCCUCCACCAAAGGCUAGUUCAGAGUUAAAAGAGGAUCAGACCACGUCUGUGGUUAAGCCUGCUGAGGAGAGCGAAGAGGUCAUCUCUGAGCCUGGUGGCCCCUCAGAGCCUCUGAAAAGAAAAUCUCUCAGUGAGAUGGAGGGUGAAUUGACACCAGAGAAGAGGCCCCGUAUGUCCUCAGUUUCCUCAGUGUCUUCAGUCUCUUCCGUGUCUCCCCCAGCAUCAUCCAUAUCCAGCCCUGCUACACCAACGCCAACGACAAAUCAGAGGGUUCCACCACUCAAGAUCCCAGUGUCACGAAUUCUUCCCAUUCCUGUGUCACCCAGCCAAGUCUCACCCAGGACUCCUCUCCCCACCCCGCUGAGCAGCCCGGGCCGCACUGGUGCUCGUACUUUGGCUGACAUCAAAGCCAAAGCUCAGCUCGCCCGAGCACAGCGAGCAGCGGCUGCUGCGGUAUCAUCUGCAUCUAAAGGAGCAGUGCCGGGCCCGGGGCCAGGAGGAGGCAGUGGUGAGCUGACACAACCAUCACCUAGCCCCAGCCCAACAUCCCCACAGGCAUCAAUCAGGUUAGCAGCCACCAGCAGCAGCAGCACUCAGAGUAGUACAACUCCUUCUCACCCACUCGACUCCUUUGGUCAGCUUAGCCCAAACGGUUCUCAGACAUCUUAUUCAAGCAAACCUGAUGGCAUGCAGAAAGGUCAUUCUGCGGGUCCUGUCGGUACAGGGCACCAUAGCAUUCUAAUGAGUUCAAACUCAGCACAAUCUUCAUCUGUGCACACUCACAUACAGGAAAACCCAUUUCUUAUUGGAUCAUCAACCAGGACCAGCUCCUGCAUCCCUGCUAACAACCCGCUGGUCACUCAGCUUCUGCAGGGCAAAGAGGUUCCGUUGGAGCAAAUCCUCCCAAAACCGCUGUCCAAAGUGGAAGUAAAGAUGUCAAACUUACCCUCUGGUAGUAAGGGGAAGGCGUCACACUCUGCUGAACAAAGGGUUGAUAAGCAGAUGUCGCACCAGUUCAAUACAGCAGGACGAGCUGGAGUCUUCCCAGAAUACUCGAGACAUCACAGAGAGCUUCCUGACAAGGAGACUCAGGAACAGAUCCUACAGGCUCUAAUGCAGAGGAAAGUCCAGCAGAGCCAGCCUUACGGUGGAUUGGGUCCUCAGCACCCUCAGUACAGAGGCCAUCAACUGGUGCGUGCAGAAGAGCAUCAGGACCAAUCCAGGAUUUGUGUAGGCUUUUUGGGUCGUAAGAGGAUGCCCAGACCCGCCAUGACAGGACAUUACCUGCUCAAUGUGUCCACAUACGGCCGAGGACCAGAAAGUAAAAGACUGCUCCAGUCUGCCAUCCCAAACACGUCUGUGUUUGGUUUAAAAAGGGAAAGCAUAGAAGGAGAAGACACAGCUAAAGAAGAAGAACCAACCAGGAAAGUUUUCUCUCCUGUUUCUGGGGUUAAAACAGAGCAGCAGAGAUACUCAUUAACCAAGUCUGAAGAAGCAGCGAGCUUUCAGCAUUGCUCCAAUGUAAAGACUGAGCCUGGAUUAGAGGACAGUGCAACUAGUUUCGAUAACAACAGCACCAGUGCGACAGCCAAAGACACCAGCUCUUUUUCUCAGUCACACCGAAGGCACCUCGAACCCUGCAAUAGUAAUCAAGGAAACUCCGAGCCAUAUCUUACCCCAGUGGACCCCAGUCACCAGCGGCCGCCUGCCUUUCAAACCCAGAGAACGCUCGGUAAUCAGGAACCUGUGGUAGCGUCAUGCUUCGGUGGCACUAUCAGCAUGUCCGUACCUCACACUUUGAACCAUAGCACUGCAGGCACCGGCUCUUCCACGUCAUCAUCAGAGGCUGACGGCGGCAGCGUCCACGGGAGCGUCAUGUCUUUCUCAGUGACCGUCACCACCAUACCUGCCGGUCACUCGUUAGACCACGGUAACCAGGGUGAGCCCUCGCCUGAACAGUCGUUCAUCGAGGGCUCCAACAUAGAGGACGUCCAGUCUAAAUGCUACUGCCGACUGAAGGCGAUGAUCAUGUGCAAAGGGUGUGGAGCCUUUUGCCAUGAUGACUGCAUCGGCCCCUCGAAACUGUGUGUCUCAUGUUUAGUGGUACGAUGAUAUGAAAUCAGAAUAACCAGAAGAUAUCGCGGUUUGAUCGGUAUUGAACCAAGGCACAAAGCAGAAGCAGGUCAUUCAGAAUCAGUGCGGAGUGGAGUGAAGCUUAUUAGCAAUGCUCCAGACAAAUCAGCAGCCUGCAUGUAUGUGCUCACUGUUGGAAAGGCAAGGAUUUACACUGGAUGGUCUUUUGUUUCACCAACGUCUAAGAAAAGUUGUUUUGUGCAAUUGUUUUGGUAGAAAUGUCAAUCAGUUUUCAAUCCGAUCAGUAGUCUGUCAGAUGUGUGACAAAUAUAAAAUCUGGCAAUGUUUGCACUCGGCUAGGAUUAGUGUUAUAUAUUUUUUAAAAUAUAUAUCUAUAUCUAUAUAGAUAUAGAUAUAGAUAUAUAUCUAUAUAUAUAUAUAUAUAUAUAUAUGUCUGUGUGAGAGUGUGAGUGUGUGUGAGUGUAGUUUUUAAAAACGGAGGGAAAAAUGAAUGUUGCUAUUUUUGUAGAACAUAAUGACUGUUGUGUUUUAGACUGACACUUUUUAUUAUUGGGCCUAAUCAGUCAUGGUUUAAAGGCAAAAAAAAGGGCGCUAAUGAUAAUCAUUGGUUGUAGAGUACCUCCUAUUUGGCAUUUAUGCACGCAUGGCAGGGAAGUGCAACUUACAGUAACCAUUUUAUAUAAAAACUGUACAUUUAUUACUGAACACACUCAGAUUUAAGAACUAGAAAAAAACAUGUAUAGUUUUAGAAAGAGAAUUUAAAAGGAAUUUUGAAUGAUACUUUAUAAAAAAUCAACUCGUGAGAAAUGCACAUCACAUCAUUUUUUUGACUAACAGUUACAGGGCGCAGCACUUGAAAACCACCUGGAGAUAAGGUAGUAACUGUGUACAGCACUUCAAACACAGGGAAAAGAAGAGUCAUUUAUAUGUAUAUAAAAAUGCCUAUAUGUUCCUAGAAAAUUGAGAUCUUUUCCAUUCCAGGGUAAGAUCUAAACAGAUUCCCACAGAUCUAACGAUCUAAAGAUCUGUCUGAACCUGAAUUUUCUCCCCAAAAAGCCGCUUUGUAAAUAUCGUCUCCCUUGGAAUGGGGUUUCUUGUGCUUGGGCAUCUGUAUAAAUAGAUCAGCAGUGGCAACGUAAAAGAAAGAAAAAAAACACUCAUGGCAGUGUGUUUUUUCACUGUAAAUAUUUGCUCUUAUAUGGUAUAUGCCUAGAUGUAGAAAAUUUAUUUUAUUUUAUUCAUGCAGCACACCUUGCUUGAGCAUAUCCAGCUCUUUAUUACAAAAUGAUUUUUACUGUGGAAAGACAAUAGAGAAAAACAGUAAAUUAGCUAAAAGCUAAAACGCUAAAUGCUUGAUCAUAUAAUGAUUAAGCGCAGCAUGAUUAAGAUUUGACAAACGAUUUGGAGGUACAAUAUGACACCGAUUAACAGGCAGGUGAAACACUUUUUAAAUGGCCUUUUUCCUCCAUAUUAAUGUGGUAUGAAGUUUUGUAAGCACAAAAUAAUACUGUAUCAUGUUUAUAUACUGUACAAUGAGUGUGUAUGUGAUGUACAAGGAUGAACCAGCACAUUUGUGUGUGUUGUUACAAGCUUGUAGGUGCUUUUAUGACGGUGUUGGCACAAUUUUAAUGCUUACUUUACCACAUAUUAACAUGCAAAAAGGCCAAUGUGAAGUGUUGCCUCAGUAGAUUUUUUCGGAUGCUCAUGCUGAAUGCAAAUAAAGACGCGUCAUUUCUAUUUUGAAAUCUCCUGGAGGUGCAGCGUUGGCCUGUUUUAUAGCAAUUAUCUCCAUGGUAAUAUGCCAAAGUCACCUUAAGAAAACAAAAUAAUCAGAACUUGUUUUUAAUGUCUGACUAGUUAAUCAAAGUAAUAUAUUUUAAUUAAUAUAUUUUAAUAUAAAAAAAUCUAUUUGCUAAUUGUUUUUGACCAAUCAACAGGGUAUUUACUAUAAUAAUGUAUUGGCUGUCCGUUUUUUCCUAUAAUUUUGUUCAGACUGGACAGACCACCAUACAGAGAAUAACUUGACUUUUGUAAUUCAAAUUGCCCAGGUAUCUGAUACUCUGUAUGGCCCAGGUUUUAAAACAAUCCAUUCAUUUAUAUUUUUCCAUAGAGAUGUUGUCUAAUGUGUGUAUCCUUCUAGCUGUCUACAUUUGUGUCAUUACCUUAUCAAAACAAAAAGAUGUUUUCAGAUCACCAAUUUUUCUUUUAGGUCUGUGGAUUAAUCCCAAGUCAAUUUUUUAAAUGUAUUUGUGAUUUAAAAAAAAAAAAAGAAAAAAAAAAGGGGGGGGGUGUCUUGUGGAAAAUUGGUUUUAAGAUUGUAGGGCUAGAAUCUGAAGCGGCUUCCACAUAUUUAGUAUAGUUGUUUCACUAAAACUGGUGUACUAGUAUUUGAUUCUGUUAACACAAAUUUGAUUUACCCCCCCACCCCAUAAACAUUUAGGUCUUUGAAUGUGAUUUUAGGAGGCUGAAUUUACUCACGUAGAGUCGGGGACUGGACUGCACCGCAAAAAAAAAGAAGAAAAAAAAGAAAGACAUUAACACAAACAUUCAAUCACAACCCAAAAGGCAGCUGAAAUCUUUGUUAAUGAGGACUGAAACAUGAGUCAGGCAGCAGUCCCCACUGUCACUGAAGUUACCUGUUGUGUGUGUGUGUGUGUGUGUGUGUGUGUGUGUGUGUGUGUGUGUGUGUGUGUGUGUGCAUUUAGAGGAACAGUUCAUAUAGAAUUGGCGAUGGGGAAAACUGUCAUGGGCGAUCACCACCAUUUUUAAAAUGUCACGGUUUGUCACUAGGUGAAUUUGUUUAAUAUGUCUGUGUCAUUUUGUCUCCAUUUAAACUCCGGGUGAAUGUAAUAUAGUAAUCAGCACUUGUAAACAAAGUGUAUUUUAUCAAAAGUUAUAGACUAUUAUGAAUAAAUAAUGAAAAGAAGUA